Messenger RNA from Enterobius vermicularis (human pinworm), 2952 nucleotides. NCBI's taxonomy places the organism in Eukaryota, Metazoa, Nematoda, Chromadorea, Rhabditida, Oxyuridae. The record is from the annotation of a GenBank genome assembly.
AUGGAUCAAGAGGCUUUGACAAACAAUCAGGAAAAUAGGCCAGUGAUUUUUGAUACAGCAACUGAUGAUGAAGAUACAAAUUCAACACAGUCAACGUCAGCUAUUGAUGCUGCCGUGGCUGGAACAGCGGCAUCGGACAAGCCGAUAGAUGUUGUGAAUGCCACUAAUAUUGCUGAUGUUGAUUGUGAUCCAUCGGCAAUAAGACAGGCUACAGAACUCUCCGAUUUAAACGGGUCUGCUUUGGAACCAGAGGAUACGAUUAAGAAAUUUUUCGCUUUCAGUAUAUUUCUUAUUUCUCAUGUGUCGCAAAAAUUGGGUGAACUGUGGACUACAGCUCGAGAAAAAGUUUUUGGAGAAGAUUACUGGAUCCCAUCUGAUCCUUAUGAGGUCGUGCUUUUUCCUAACGAAUUAUUGUCUGCACAUAAAGUGGUCUUUACGAUCAAGGACUCUGGUUUACGGGUUGUUCAAGGGACAUUAAAAAAUAGACCGGCGUUCCCGCUUUAUCACUUAUUAUAUUCUAAUUCAUUCACUGAAGAUGGUUUGGUAGUAACUUUAACAAUGAGUAUGUUCCGUACUCAUGAUGUUCACGCUGCAAUGGACCUUUGCAACAAAUGUUGCGACUGUGUUACGCUGUUUAAGCUUCUAGAUAUGCGCAAGAAUAACAGAAGAAUAGUUCGAGAGCUUAUUACGGUUUUAAGAGAUCAUCCUUUAUGGUCCGUCGUACCCGUUGCGAUUGCAUCUAAUAGACUGGAUUUGUUUUUAGAUGAAGGCAUAUCUCUUAUUCAGUCUUUAAGCAACGGUUCACUGGAUGUAAUGCUUCAAGUUGUUGCUCAACCGGAAGGCAAAUACCCAUUGAUGCUUGCGAUUGAACUGAAUCGUUUGGAAAUAGCUAAGCGUCUUUUGGAGCUAGGAGCAGAUCCUGCUACAUCUGAUAUUCAUGGUAACAAUGCAAUGCAUUACGCUUCUAUGUCGUCGGUACAAAUGAUUGAGAUGCUGUGGGGAUUUGAAAAAACGCAUGCAUUAUUGAAUUCGACCAACCAAAAUGGAUAUACCCCUGUCCUGCUGGCAAUCAGCAAUGCCAAUCCUUUAAUAUUCUCUACCCUUGUUUCACUAGGAGCAGAAAUAAAUAUCCGUGUUGCCGGCAGAUCACCUCUUUUUGAAUUUAUGCGAAGCAAAGGGAAAUCUAUUGAGGUUUUGAAAACGUUAUUAAAAGCGUCGCCAAAUUUGCUUGCAGAAAGAGAUCCUGCUACUGGCAAUACUGUACUUCAUGCCGCGCAAUACAAAAGUUCUCUAUCAAGCUUGCUUUUCUUGUAUUCUAAUGAGCUUGAUUUAAACGCGAAGAAUAAUGCGGGGCAAGCUGCUUUACACCUUUACGCUAAUCGUGGUGACAUAGGCUUAGUUAUGACAUUAGCGUCUUACGGCUGCGACAUUAAUGUUGUGGAUCGUAGCGGCAACACUCCAUUACAUUUGGCGGUGUCACAUGGAGAUCUUAUGAUGACUCGACUUUUGUUAUGCCUCGGUGCUGAUGUACAGAUCAAAAACAAGCAAAAUGAUACUGUUAGGCAUCUAGCUGCCAAACUGCAAAGUGAAGAGCUUUUGAAGACACUCUCGAUUUGUGGGGCAGAACGUUGUGAAUUUGUAAGAAGUGGUUGUGUUUCUGGUUGUGCCAACACGCAGAAAAUUAACGAAAUGAAAGACGCGUCUUGGUACGCUGUUGAAGGCGCUUCGUCAUGCUUUGCUCCUGCUUCAUUUGAUACUGCUUCGCUUAAUGAUUACGAAAUUAACACGAAAAUUGAUUCAGGAGAUUUUGUCAAUGACUAUUUACGAGAAGUAACGGUUUGUCUUAACGAAGUUAUUCAAAAGCUGGAAGCUUUGGCUGCAGAUAAAAAGCCUUCAGAUUUUGUUAACUUAAUGUCUUUCGAUGGUGGGGGCAUUCGAGGAUUGGUUAUAGUACAGAUGCUUUUGGAAUUGGAGAAAGUUAUGGGGGAACCGUUUUUUCCUUAUUUUGAUAUGAUUGCUGGGACAUCGACUGGUGGUUUAGUUGCUGCUGGCCUCUCAAUGGGAAAGACUUUGAGAGAGUGCCAGCAUAUAUACCUUCGUUUGAAAGAUAUGGUUUUUGAAGGGUGGGCACGGCCUUACAACUCUAGUCUCAUCGAAGUCUUGAGCCAACAGUUGGCUGGCGAAGAAACCACUCUUGCCGACAUUCCUUGGCCGAAGAUGUUCUUUACUGCCGUGAGAGCUGACUGUUUCCCCGUAAAACUUGAAAAGAUGCGCAACUUUAGGCUUAACUUGUCUGAUGAGGAAAAUAAUAAACUUGGUUACACCGAACCCAGCGGCAAGUGUUAUAAUUUUUCUUCACUGGUUAUUGAAACACUUUUAUGGAAGGCUCUACGUAGAACAUCUGCUGCGCCAACAUACUUUAGUCCUGUUGACAACAAAUAUAUUGAUGGAGGCAUUAUUUCCAACAACCCUACGCUUGACUUGCUUGCUGAAUUGUCCUUUUUGAACAGCACUAGACACUUUACGACGAAAGGAAGGAAUGAAAAUUUGAGAGUUGGUUGUGUUUUGAGUGUUGGGACUGGAGCUACACCUGAAGUUGCUAUGGAGACUUCAAAUCUCGAGUUCUCAUUAAAUCCAUAUUCAUCUGCAAUUGCUAUCAAAAAUUUGGGUGUCAUUUUGGUUGACCAGGCGACAGCAACUGAAGGAGCUCCAGUGGAUCGUUCAAGAGCUUGGUGUAAUUCUAAAAGAAUUCCUUUUUUUCGUCUUUCUGCUCCGCUAUUUAAAGAUAUUCCUCUUGAUACUCGGGAUGAUGUAGAUGUUGCACGCAUGAUGUGGGACUGUGUUGAAUAUGGUUGGCGUAUAAGGCCUCAGAUGCAUUGUUUAUCAGGUCUUUUAAAAAAGCUGGGUCACGCUAGUGGAAGACGGCAUUUGUUUGAACUGUAUACGAAAUGA